AUGGCUGCGCAGGAUGACACGGCCCGUCACGUGGCGGAGCCGUCGCUUUCCCUCCCUCCCUCUUUCCCUGCUUGCCUGCCUGCUCGCCCGGCCGACAGUCCCCUCCUCCUCCGCCUCCGUCCGAGACCCCACGGGCCGCCGCCGCCGCCGCGCGCUCCCCGUGUUGCUGGCGGGCGAGGAGGCGAGGCAGCCCCGUCCAAAGAAGCCUCCUCCAUCCCGUCGCCAGCUAGCCCAGCCGGCGGAGAAGCGCCUGCUGCAGAACCACAGCUGCUGCUGCUGCUGCACGCCGGGCACUGGCAACCGGGAGCCUCCGGAGGGAAAGCGGCCCACGGAAGAGGAAGGUAGGUGAGUGCCCGGUGGGUCCCCUCGGGAACCUCCCCCCCCCCGCCGCCGCCCGCCUGCUAACCAGCGGCGCCAGCGGGAGCAACCGGGAUUCCCAAUAUAGCUCUUGACGCGUCAGGGGAGCGCGGGCAGAGGGCCAGGUUUGGAGACAUAUGCGAACUGGUGGCUGGAGGGGGGGAGGCGGGAGCAGAGGCGAAACGCGCCGAAGUUGGGGGCGAGGGAGGCGCGAGUGUGGGGUUGGGAUGUUUGCAAGAGUGGCCGGGGGAGGGGGCCGGGAGAGCGGGGGUCGACACUUGAGGAAUUGCACUCCAGCUAGUCGCAGCAGCAAGAGCAGCAGCAGCAGCAGUAGUAGUAAUAGUGGUGGUAUUUUUUCGUGCUCCUAUUAAGCAUUCGCUCUGGUAGCAACGUCGGGGCGGCUGAGGGCGGCGGGGUUUCUGCUCGAGCGAGGAGAUGCGGCCGGGGCGGGGCGCGCGCUGGCGAGGAAAAGAGAGCAGCAACUCCGGCGGCCGAGGUCGAGGUGCGGCUGGUGUGUUACGUAGGACGGGGUUGCGGUUGUUGGCCAGGUGAGUUGCUACGAUAUGGGGGGGCGAGGAGGAGGAGGGAAUUGAGGCGGAGGGGCCUCGUCGUCUCAGCCAGGAGCCGGUCGAGUCGAGAGCUGUUGUGUACACACGCCUUGCCGGUCUGAAGUGACCAGGUGAAGUAUUUCGUGAGACCAGUUGCUGGGGAACGUGGACGGCAGAGAGUGCUGUUUUGCUUUCCGCCCCGCUUGUGGGUUUCCCUCACCUCCCCCAGGUAUCAGCUGGCUUGGCCAACAGAAAGCUGGACUUAACUUGGUAGGCCUUUGGUCUGAUCCUGCAAAGGCAGCUCUUAGGUUCUUAAUACUAUGACUGGAGGCAGUUACAGGGCCAGGGCUGUGUGUGUGUGUGUGUGUGUGUGUGUGAGAGAGAGAGAGAGAGAGAGGGGUGAGACAGCAGCUUUGUAGAAAGGCUGGGCCUAUGAAGUCCCAGUGACUUAAAUGGGUUUACGCUCAAGUGUGCAUAGGAUUACAGCCUGGGGUAAAUAUAUAAGGCAGGAAGUAGGAUGAGGUGGGGCUGGCGAUUCUGGUUAAGAGUAGUAAGGUUUUAACUGUGUGUGUGAACAGGAGGCUACAGGAUGUUUUGCAGUGAAAACUAGAUAACACCUGUUGUUCCGUCAAACUGCUUUGUGUGCAUUUAUAUCAGUGCACAUGCACAGUGCGGCAAUAUUAGACACCAUGCAGAUGAGGGGCUUUGGGUGAUGGCAUAAAGCAGGGGUAAAACUAGGCUUUAUUUCAAAGACUCAGUUUGGCUACCCCCCCAUGUGCAUUUGUGUACACACACACACACACACACACAAGCUGGGAGCCUCAAUGGCACACCCCUCUGGAGACUUCACCCAGGGCAAAAAACCUGGCUAGCUGCCCCUUAGCUACGCCUCUGGCAUAAAGCCAUCAUUUGAGUUCAUACCUGAUGUUGGCUUUGAACUAGUUGCUUAGGAAGCAGCUCUAAUCCCACUUAUGUAGAAGCAAUCCCUGUCAAUUCUUUUGAGUAGAAAUUAUUAGAGUUGUAGCCUUAGCAUGCUAUCUGAAGGUGUGCUAAGAUUAAAAUUAGAGUUUUCACCAUAGAGGAAAUUGAUUUGGAAAGAAGAUUUGUGUACUAUCUGAGGUUAAUGUGAAGGUUGGAGAGGGGUGUGUUUGGGAAAUAUUGGACCUGGCUAGUGUGCUGUUUGUUAGUCUCUUUUAGCAGUGCUAUGGAUAGCAGUUCUUAGGAGAACAUUUAAAUAACCAUAUCACAUGCCAUGUUGCAUGCACUGUUAGAAUUGUCAAAGAUCUUCUGUUGUUGUAAAGUAUUUUUUUAAUACUAUACCUAGUUCUUGGUCACUGGAGGAGUGGAGCAUAGACGAAAAGUUUAACUUUGCUUUUAGAAGGCAGGGUCAAAACUAUAUUUUAAAAAACGGUUUGCUGUGGCUGCCCAGAAGAGGAAGGAACCUUUCCCCCACAGUUUUGACUCUUUCAAUUGGAGAGCAUGACUAAUUUUUAGGUCUGUGUGCUUUGCAGGCAGGAGCAGUUAUGAUUUCUUUCCCUUUCCUUUUCCUUUUCCUUUGCUCUCCAGCAUCACAUGUUUUGAAGGAAGGGAAGCUUCUUAUUUUAUCUUUCGUUCACACCCCACUCCACCAGCGCUGUAACCAGGAGAGACAGGGUUCCAGAUUAAGGGGAGGGUAUAUCUAGAUGCCCCUUCUGGCUCUUCCCCUCCCUAGCGUACCACUUUGCAGAGGGACAAGAACAUGCUUUUGUACAGCUUAGCAUGGAUCUGUUCUUCCACCCCUCCCUCUUCUUCCUGAGCAAACAAAAAAUUGGGACCAGUGCUAAACACAGCAUGGUAAGCUCAUGUUGGUGCUCUGUUUCUUUGGGGCCAGGUUGAUAGGCAAGGAAUGUGCUCCAGGCAGCUCUGUGUCUCCUCACCAUCUCUAAAAACAUCAAGGAGGCACUUGUGCAGGUUGUAACAGGACACUUUGGCCCAUGCCAGUUGCUUGGGAAUACAGACUAUAUGUUUUGAGAGUGUAGGGAAGGAAUUGAAGGCCCAACAUGUCUCUUAGUGAGAAGAGUGGGAGGUGCUUCCAUUGCUUGUGAGGCAUCAUCUCCUUGGAUGGAGGGAAGCUUCAGACAUGUAGCAAAGGACAGGAGCUUUUAUCCGGGGAUAGCCCUGCUGCAAGGACAGUGAAUCCUUCAGGAGAUCAGAUCCACUUGCCCACAGAGAUAUUGGGCUGGCUUAAUAAAGAGGUUAUGAAAGAAACAGUUGCCGAAUUUAUUUCAUGCCUGCCUAGGCACUGAGAGCAUAGAUCAAAGAGACAAAGGGAACAUUCAUUCCCCCCACCAUCUUUCUCUUUUUCUUCAUCAGCUCUUCCAGAAAGUGCUGCAGGGACAUAACCUGUGGCUCAAACCCUGGUAAGGCAAUCAGUAAUCUAAAUCAAGGUUGUCCACCACACCUUUUUUGCAGGGGGAGGGUGUGUGUGUUGUUCUUCAGUCCUUGGCACUGUUGGCCCAGCUGUGGCCCAUAACGGUACACUCGUAUCCUUGUCUCAAUGGUAAGCUGAUCAGGGUCUUUCCUACACCAAAUCAACCAGGAAUGUUCAGGUUAUUUUUUUCAUCAUGAACCCAUGCUCCUUCAGAUAAGAAUCACUGGAAGAGUUCUCUCAACCUUUAACAUCAAAUUCAACAUCUUGAGUGACCAUAAGCACUGCUCAAAAGAAAGAGGAUUGGCCAAUUCCAAGUUUUAACCAUUAGACCAUGGACUUUGCUUGCCUUCAGGGCUCCAUGGCAAUCAUCAACUUGCUGCCCUAGGGAGGUUCCAUGCCAGAUUGCUGCAGUGGCUUCUUCUGCCCUUCCAGACUUUGAUAGCUGAGAAGUUGGUUGGUGUGUCCGUCUAGGGAACGCCGCUGGUAAUCCACAUACCUCCUGACUGGGAUCUCUCCUUUUAUGCAGAGGACCUUCAUGGUAUCUUCCUUCAAAUCAUUGGGUUCCAUCCCACAUGAGCUUAUGUGGAAGUUUGUGUUCCUGGUGGCAGUUGCUUCCAUGAGCAGAUAGGGAAAUUGUGGGUGCUAUCAAUCAGUCAGUCAGGAACAAUGUGGCAUCUAUCCUGAACUGGGUUGCCUUGCAUCCUGAUCUCAGUUUCCUACCCAAGGUGAACUCCAGUUGUCACCCAUCCCUGGGGCCUAUAUUGCUUGACUUCUCAAAGCUAGGAAAAAGCUAGGAAAAGAAAAAAGAAAAAAGAAAGCAUAGGAAAAGAAAGGGCAUAAACUGGAUGUCCGGAGGGCAGUCUGGAUCUAUUUGUCACGUACCAAAGAGUUGAAAUGCACAGAAACCCUAUUUGUGUUUUACAAGGCAGAGGCCCAGGGCAAAGAAAGUGUCCAGAUGAACCAUUAACUGGUUGGUCAGGGAAUGUAUAGCACUGGUGUACCUACCAUUCUAAGUCUCAGCCUAUUCUCUUAGGCACUGUGACCCAUUCUAUCUUAGCCAGCCGCUAAGCCCAUUGCUUCAUCUUUGGGAGACUCUACAAGGGAGACAAAUAUGUCCUUGAUGAGGUGGCCUUUAGCAGGAGGGUCCUUCAGCAGGUUCUGUGACUGGAAGUUUUCCCACCUAGUCUUGGGGAUACUUCUUCUGAAAAACUUUUCCUGUGUGUUCCAGUCCUCUGCUGACUGACAGUGGAAAGUUGAAUUUACCAUGAAGUGUUCUUCUGGAGCAGAUAGCCCUGCCUUGUGAGUUCAGCCUGGAAUAUUAUGAAGUGGGGAGAGAUUUCUGUUUUGUAUCUUCUGCACUUUGCAGUGUUCCUUUCACUAUUCUAUCUCAGAUUUAUUCUGGGUUCCUUGUUCUCUUCUAGCUACCUAGUUCUGGUUUGCCACUGCUCCAGAGUUGUCUGUGGGAGACACUGUUAUUGCUAGGACCAAGUCUAUGUACUGGGGGACUGACCCCCUCCUCUUCUGGAUGGUCACAGGAAGCUUAAUACCGUUUUGACCUUGCCUUCUAGAAGUGGAGUUAAUCCUUUCCUCUGUGCCCCACUCUCUGCUGACUAGAAGAAUAAUUAACAGUACAGUGGUACCUCGGGUUAAGUACUUAAUUCGUUCCGGAGGUCUGUUCUUAACCUGAAACUGUUCUUAACCUGAAGCACCACUUUAGCUAAUGGGGCCUCCUGCUGCUGCCGCACCGCCAGAGCACGAUUUCUGUUCUCAUCCUGAAGCAAAGUUCUUAACCUGAAGCACUAUUUCUGGUUUGGUGGAGUCUGUAACCUGAAGCGUAUGUAACCUGAAGCGUAUGUAACCUGAGGUACCACUGUAAAUACAGCUUUCCACAGAGUAUAACAAAAUCUUGGUCAGUUCUCCUGAUCAAUAGGCAAUGAGAGUUGGGGAACUUGUGUAUUGCAAUAAGGAGCUUGUUGAUGCUAUUACGUUGUGUAACAGUGAGAUUUCAGCCUAGUUAGGAACCUGAAAAGAAUUGUAGGAGGAGCUUGCAUUUAAUUGUUUUUGGCUUAUCUUCCACUUGCUCUAGUAUAAAUGUAGCAGCUAACAAGCCUGUAAUCCAUAGCAUCUCUUGUUAAGCCUGGGAAAAAUUGCUGUAUCGAGUCCUGAUGAACUGUUGCCAAUCAGCAAAGAAGGUAGUGACCUAGAUGGGCCACUGGUCUGAUCCAGUUAUAAGGCAGUUUCCUAUGUUUCCAUGCAUCUUGCAUAGUAGGACUUCUGCCUAGCAGAAGGUUUGCUAUGAUGGUGGGAGCAGAGCAUGCGGCUUACCUCAGUCCUCUGGGUCAAGUAGCACUCAUUGAGCUAGCAACUAUUUGUACACAAUACAAAGCAGCUUAGUUGAGUUUCACAUGUUAGCAUUGGCAGUGAUUUGCCUGCUUAUAAAACCGGGUGGCCAGCUGCCCUUUAUUUAAGGCUUUUCAAACUAUUGAAACUUGAUUGCUCACAGAAGAAAGUUUCUGCAUGAACAGACUAGAAACUUUAACAUUGCUACUUGUCCUAGAUGCCAUUGUACCAUAAAGUCUCUCCACCCAUCCCAAGUCAGUUCCAAAUGUUGCACAGAGGAACUGCAGAUGUGAUGUACAAGUCACUUGUUCAUCUGCUGUUGCAGCAGAUAAAGUUGUGUUUAGAAGCUGUUGUCUUUGAUUUGGAAACAAUAAUAAACAUGAUAUUUAAACAAUUCUGGAGGGGUGGAGUUUUUGCUUUGAAAAGUGCUUCAAAGUAAAAGAAUGUUAGGUCGGUCCUUUUUCUUCCCACACCCUCUUCUCUUUUGUAGUUGAGAUUACUCCUGAGCUUACUGUAUUCCAGCUGUGGCUUUGUAUGAAAUAUUAAUAAUGGUUAAUAACAGCUAAGUGAGAUAAUGCAAUUUUCAGUUACAGAAGAUGAUCUGAAGAGCUGGCACGAGAGUUUUCACUGUGAACUCUGCACAGCAGGGAAUUCAACUCAUAAUCAAGAUUCUUACAACUUGACUAUAAUGAGGUUACCUGAAAGAGACUCCUGGCAAUUUCAAUGAACCGCACUUGCAAGUGUGCUAAGGACUGGAGUCUUAUAUCUUUAUUCAGUACUCUGCUGCACAUAGGUUUCUGCUUUAGCUUUGCCACACAAGAUAAUCAAUAUAUCUGAUAGUUUUAUUUUGUUAAUAGUUUGACAUCUAAAAAUAAGUUUGUGUUAGCUUAGCUUCCUCGCAAAAUAAGUCGUAAACUUGGACUUGUGUGUUGUAGUUCAUCAGUAGUUCCCUUUCUUCUUUAGGUUUUUGAUAUUUAACUUUGAUUGCUAGGUCUGAUUUAAUGCUAAAAGAUAACCUGGGAAAUAGGUUAUCUAUAAGAUUAAGGCCUGUCUCUGCUCAGAAGAUACAUUUUAUACAAACAUGUUUGUAAGCCAUUUUAGAGACCUAGAUAGCAGAAAGUAUGAUAUAAAUCUGUUCCAUUAAUAAAUAAUGCUGAACAGGAGAGCAUAUUAUGGGGCAGGAGUAGGGAACCCCAAACUCUUCCAGUUGGUGCUGGAUGGAGUACAGCUCCUGUCGUUUCUGACGGUGUUGACUGGGGUUGAAGAGAGUUGGAGUCCAACAACUUGGAGAGAGCUGCUAGGAUAGGGCACCCUUUCAUAUAUAUUUUCUAUUCCUAUUUUAUGUUUCUUCUUGCAAGAAAUGUACCUACAAGCUUGGAUUCUCAAAAACCAAAGGAAUGAGGCUGUACGUGAAUUUAUGAUUAUUGUUGUCAACAGCAGGGGGUUGCUGUCUGUCAUUAUAGGGCUUUUAUUUUCUUGAAGGGGUGAUUUAUUAAAAGAAGGUGGUAUGGUCUAUAUGUUGUAUUACUAAGAUAGAAAACAUAUGCUCCUUACUUCUAAGUAACCUCCACUGGACAUAGAGCUUACAUUUGUGUAAGUAUGCAUAGGAUCAGCCUGACAGUUAAGAUCUGGCAGCUGUUUGAGGGAAUGACACACAGCAGUGUUCACCUAAAGCAGUGCUUCAAAUAUUAAUGCAGUCUUUCAUAGUGAUGUUUCUAGUACCUUCUCUGCCACUUCCUGCUUAACAUGUGGGUUAAUUUUGUUGUUGGCUUUAACAUGUUAUGCUGAAAUUGCGAAUGCUAGGUAGCUUGUUGUGGCUAAGAUUGCAAUACUAAGAACACUUUAACUUGGAAAUAAGUCCUAUAAAUCAGGAAUUUCUCUUAUGGUUGGGCUGCAAAAUACAUCAACAAGUGUCUAGAGUGUGUCUCUAGCACGUUGUCAUUAAAACUGAAUAAUGAGUACUUUCUUGAUUGUUUUCUUUUUCUUUUUUUAAAAAAAGCAAUAUAUGUAGACUGUAUAGAAAGUCUUUCAGAUAAAUAGUACUACAUAUAUUACAGCACUUUAAAAUCCUUUUUUUUUUUUAGUACUGCAUAACCCUUUCUGCAAAUUAUUCAUUUUUGUUACCUUUCAUUUCUUGUCUCCUGUCUUCUGUGGUUAUUUUCAGUAGAUGUUGUAGAUAGCAAUGGUAUCCAUACAGUAUAUAUAUAUUCUGUAUCUAAAGAAGAGGCUGGUUGCAAUGAUAUUGAGGAGGGUGGGAAUAAGAAAGCUUCUGUUUACUGUGCACUCAGACUUUUAAAAUUGAUACUAAAAGUAGUAUCCUCUCUAAUACUCUCGAUGUGAACAAUGGAAAGAAUUCUGGCAGUGGUACUGUUUUGUAAAAUGUUGCACAAGAGUUAGCAAAAUGUGGAACAUAGCACAAGCAUGCAUAUUGACAUGUACAAGCUGCUGCAUGAGGUCUCGUGUUAGCUGAUGAUUGUGCAAAGAGAUUGAAAAAUGUCUUGUGCUUACAGAAGCGCUCCUGAAUUUCAAUUCUCUUUUCUCACCUGAGGGUUUUAUAUUAAGCCUACUAUGAAGCAACUGACUUGGUUCCCAUGCUAUGAUGAUUCAUGUGCUCUCAUCAAAUAACGUGAGGAAAGUUUGCUGAUUCAAGUAUGUGUGGUUUCACUGGCUGAUGAGUCUCUACUAAUAUAAGCUUCAUGCCUCAUCCAUAGUGAUGCAAUGCUGUCACUUGUCACAAUGACUGCAUUCAGAUGACACUUUCCCCCCAUCUUCCUGAUGUUUCCUUACCUGUUAAUUUCCACAUUUUAUCUGAACUUUUACUAUUUUUUGUUGGGAGCCACCCAGAGCGGAGUGGCUAUGCAGCCCAGUCAGAUGGGUGGCAUAUAAACAACAACAACAACAAUUAUUAUUAUUAUUAUUACUACUAUUAUUGCUAUUAUUAUUAUUAUUACAACUUAAAAAUCACUUUUGGUAAUCCAGUAGAGUCUAGCAGAAAUCUAGUGCUCAUUUCAUGUUAUCCAUUUUCGGAUAAAAAUAGUUAGCAAUCCUGUUAGCUUGGAAAACCACAGAGAUUUGCAUUGUGCUUUUCCUCAGGUUUACAUGAUUGCACCACUGCUGAUGAUGUGUUGAAAUCUUGGGUGGUAUCUUAGUAUGCAGUUCUUUCCUUCUAUAUAAAAGUUAACACAACUUGGCAGUAUAUGGAUAAAAAAAGCCAUGGUUCCAUAACACAGUAGGUACUGCAGUGUAAAAUGAAUGGUUGAAAUUGGGACAGAAACACUAGCAUUAUCAGUAAAAAUAAAGCAAUAAACCCCACCUCUAGAUCCUGGCUGGGUCUUGGGUUUCUGACAAAAAUGGGUAGGCAGCCCACUUCUGUAGCAUCAGUUUUGGAGGCUACUCUGGUCAUUACUUCAGUGCUGUUGAUUGUGGUAGUAUGCUGGCAUGACUACCCAUGCAUGUACAUCUCAUUUCUGAAAGACUGAAAUGAUCAUGCAUAGGGUUGAGCCAUGAGUAUGUGUGUUAUGUGUAAUAGCUAUGUAAUCAACUGAAGUUUGUGACAACCAUCAGCAGCAGACUUCUGCCUCUACAGCAGGGGUGCCCAAACUUUUUUCAAAGAGGGCCAGAUUUGCUGAAGGGAACAUGCAUGAGGGCCAACCAAAAUUGUUGAGCUUUUCUUUAGGAUUUUACCCCAGGACAUAUGCUGCCACGGGGGCCGCAUUAAACUGACUGGCGGACCGAAUUAGGCCCCUGAAACGGACUUUGGACAUGCCUGCUCUACAGUAUUGUGCCCUUUAAGGUAGACUGUCUCACUUGCCAUCUCAGACAGCUCCUUAAGUUCAUGAAAUUUUCUUGUAUUGAACCUUUGACCUCCUACUGCUGACUUGGCAUACUAUUGUCAACUUCUGGUGCAAUCUUCCAUUUGCUUUAAAGUAAUAACUCACCAUGCUAUUGAAGUUCCUCUUGCUCUGCCAAACCAGAAGAGACCUAUUUAUAUACAGAUUAGAACAUAAGUAUUGUGAAAUGUUCUGCAGAACUACCACCAGUGUACUGAAAGGAAUUGUAAAGAUACAUACUUGGACUCUAGCCUAAGGAGGCUCAAAGCAAUUAGUCAGACCUUUUCAAAGGUGCCACAGCAUUUUUCAGUGUUUGGGCUCUGCAAUGUAGGUUGGAAAUUAAGUAUUUUUCUUCCUAAUAGGGGCGAUAUAUGAAUCUUUGAACUCUGUCUGUAGCACAGAGCUAUAUUUCCUACAAUUUUAAAAAAUGUAAUAAAUCAUUGUUCUGCAACAUAAAUGUUCUUUUUAAUUCCAAAAUGUAGCACAACAAGUGUUUAUAACAGAAUAAUAAUAAAAAAUCCUAUGGGGUAACCCAUUGGGCAUGUAAAACAAUAUUGCUUUCUUUGGAGAAUACACUUUCUCGUCAUAAUAGAAAACAACAUUUCAGGUGUCUAAUUAAAUGAAGUCUGGUUGUACUCCCUUGGUUUUCACAUUUGGCAUCUACUCAUAACUAUCCAAGUAAGAAAGGAAUUGGUUUCAAAGUCAAAGGGUGGAAUCCAGCAUAGCAUUAAGGAGAGCCAUUCAUCAGCAUAAGGAUUUCUGCUUGUGCAACAGAACUUAAUCCUCUUCUCCUUCCCCAUGCCCCUAAAUCUAUUCCAGGGGUUCCCUCAACCAUCUGGAGAAGAUUUGAGGUAGGUGCUGGACUCGUGUGGGUGGAGAAGAGGGUAGGAAAGGCCUGUUGUAGAAGUCAAAAUCCUUGCACUGAUGAGACUCGUUAGUGGAAUACUGCCCAAAGGUCUACCAAAGGAAAUACCACUGUUCAUUUUUUACUUACAGGAGGUUCCGCUUAGUCACUUCAGCAGAGUACCACCUAAAUGGGAAGUGAAACCCUGAGUUUUGUCAAGAUAAAAUGUCCAGCUUAUGAAACGACAAAUGGAUUUUAGUACUUGGUAAACUUACAGUGAUGUACAGGAAAUGAAGUGAGUGAUUCCUUGUCUGACACCAACAUUCACCAGUCAGCACUGAUAUCUAGCCUUUCUAUAUCUCUUGAAGACACCAGACAAGUUUUCAGUUUAGAGAGGGAGCAAAAGGGUAACAGUGAUAAAGGCUUUUUGGGAAUUAUUUGAGACUACAAAGAAUGUAAUGCGAUUACAGGUUUAGUGGAAUCCUCACAGCAUAAACUAUGUGUUCCUCUUUUUAGGCAUAUAAUAAAAGGCAACUGCAACCUUGAAAUGUAUAGGUGGAUAGAGAUUGGGUAGUCAAGAAAAAGGAGGAAAGUUCUGGGAUACUUUACAGACUUAAUAAUUUUAUUGCUGCAUUAGGUUUUAUGGACCAGAGCACAUUGGGUGGAUUAACUAUUUAGUUUUAAAAGUUGGUAGGUAUUGAGGGAUUGAGAAGAGGGAAAGUAAUUUGACCUAUUGUGGCAAACCAAAAAGGGCAAGAUAUGUCUUCAUUAGGGUAGGAGACUAACAAGGCUGUUAUUUGGGAACUAUUAAAGACAUUUGAGAAAUAUGUAUUGCAAAUCUGGUUAUUAGUUGCUGCAGAACUACUCUGUCAUUCUCUCUUACCUUUUGGCUUGAGUGAACUGCAAUGUCUUGCCGUGAGAAGUGCAGUACACAGCUGUUUGGGCAAGAUAGCCCAAUAAUAACAAGGAUACCAUUCUGUAGCUUAAACAAAGAAGCAGUUUUGCUAUCAAAUGAAAGCAAAAGUUGAUAGGGAGUUUGAUUUAUAAUGUGAGUCCCUGGAAUGUGGCAGUGUUUCUUGUUCUGGACAAUACAGUUGCAUUGCAUUGCUUAAAUAAAUGCCAUUCCAUCUAGGCACAACAUUUCUCUACGGGAUAGAAAAGUUUCCCUUCCCCUUCCCCAAGAUAUUUAGGGGAAAUGAGAACGUUGGACAGUUAGUCAUGCAGCAAUUGUCCUCUGUAUGCAAUUCAGUAGAGAAAUUCUGGUAAUAUUUCCAAAUCUUUUUCUAGCAUUUGGUACUUUGAGUUGUUAGCAGCUUCAAGUAAUGGGGAACAGGAAGAAGGAGAACAUUGUGUUAUUUAUUCAGAUGAAACAUGUAUACGUGUGUUCACAUUUUUUUCUCACAUGAGCUGCAUGCCUUCAACAGUUUCUUAUGGGAGGUUUUGUUUGCCAUGUCUCUCUUACCAGCUGAUACUUCUGUUUAGCGAGUAUGCCCAGGAGUCUUGUAAUUGCUAACUCAAACAUGUUUGGAUGAGAGUGAGAAACAGCAUACUUGACAUUCCUUUUUGCCUUCUGAAUAUCAAUCAUACACCUCUUUUUCCUAACAGUGGAUGCUGGAAAUUUAUUAUUUGUGUAUUUAUCUCAAAGAGCGAGUUGGCAGUAAAUCAGACCAUUCAAAGUUGGGAGUUAACUCUUUGUAAGCAAAAACAUGAUCUCCACAGACUUGGCAGAGUGUCAGGCCUAAUGAGCACUGCACCUCAUUCCUGGUAGGUCUUAUCCCAUGAAUCAGUUGCUGAGACCGAAAGUUCCUGCCUCCCCAGAGUUUUCUAAGUUCUCUCCUUUCCAGGGCUUUCCCCAAACAAUCAGACACUUCACCUGCAUGCAGCCUGUCGCUUCUCUGCCCGUUUCAGCCCCCUUCUGGUUCUGGGAUAUGGCGAGGAGGGGUGCUUGUUGGCAUAGCAGGAGGGGGAGAUACCCAUGAUUCUUCACCAUCCUGACUCAUUUCUGCCUCUUGCCCUCAUUUCUCCUCCCACUCGCUGGCUUUGGCUUCCGCCUCUGAUUCUGGACUUCUCUCUGCCAUAGACUCUCCCAGCUCACUAAGCUGUGUUACAUCUUCAGCUUCCAACACCUCCCUUUCCCAGUCUUCUCCCUCUUCUCCCUCUGACCAGUUGUUGUUGUCAUCCUACCACUGCUCCCCUGGCUCUAAGCCUUCUUCCCUUGGUGGUUUCCCAGCUGGUUCUUCUCACUAUUCCUCUGUGUCCAACCACUCAAUGACAAUUUAUUACUUAAAACAAUUAUAGCCUCCCUUCCAUAAAAGUCCAGGGCAACGUACAGUCAAAAAACAAUAAGCAGUAGUAUGAAAUAACAUUUUAAAAAAGCAACUCUCAGCUGAAGCUAAAAUAUUUACUGUUUUUGAUAGUCUUAUAAGUGGGGGAGGGGGAGAGAAAAAAGAUUGAGAAUUGAAGCAAGGGAGAAGUAGCUCCUUUCCAAGUUGUUUGAGAACUGGUACUAAUAUAGAUGGUUAAACCACUUUCCUUUGGGCAUUUUCCUGCUGAAAAAUUUCUUACCAAGCUGCUUUUACAUUUGCAAGGGAAGAGACUUUACAGGAAGAGAAUGGGCUCAGAUCUGGGCACCACAGUUUAAGAAACAUAUUGACAAGCUAGAAUGUGUGCAGAGGAGGGUGGCCAAGAUGAUAAAGGGUCUGGAAACCAAGCCUUAUGAGGAAUGGUUGAGGGAGUUAGGUAUGUUCAGCUUGUAUAAGAGAAGAAUGAGAUGUGAUAUGAUAGCCAUCCUCAAAUAACUGAAAGGCUGUCACAUGGAAAAUGAAGCAAGCUUGUUUUCUUCUGCUCCAGAGGGUAGGCUCCAAACCAGUGGAUUCAAGUUACAAGGAAGGAGAUUCGAACUGAACAUUAGGAAGAACUUUGGUCAGUGAGAGCUAUUCGACCAUGGAACAGAUUAUCUUGGAAGAUGAUGGACUCUCCAUCAUCAGAAGUUUUUAAACAGAGGUUGGAUGGUCAUCUGCCAGAGAUUCUUUAGUAGUGAUUUUUGCAUUGCAGAGGAUUGGACUAGUUGACCCUUGGGGUUCCUUCCAAGUCUACAAUACUGCCAUUUUUUAAACUUAUGGGGAACAGACAAGCUGCUUUCUUGGUGCAAUUUUAGGACUGCAUUAUGUUUGGGGUGCCUUUUAUAUGUAUCACAGCAGUGAAUUCUUACAUUGAAAUUUUCAAACGUAUGGGGAAUUCAUAUGAUUAUUGCACUAUAUGGAUUCACCCAUGGAUAAGUAUUUUUUUCUCAGUGAUUCUAUUUUGCAGUACAUUAAAUAUUUAGACAAUGGAAUACUUAGAGGUGUGCAUGAGCACACUUAUGGCUGUAGCCUGUGAAACUGUUCUUAAAAGAAAUGGCAAGCAUGCGUAAGGGCUAAGUAGCUGGAGCUGGGAACAGGCUUUGAAUACUACUAGCAUGUUGGGCAUCAGCUACAACUAUUUGUCAUUCAUAUUGCACUUGUCAGAACAGUUAUGACUAAAAAGAGGUAUACAAGAUUGUAAAUAAAAUGUAACUAUCACAGCAAGUUGAACUUAAAAGUUAAUUAACAGCGCCUUUGCAUGACUGUUCCAGUCACACACAAUUAGUAUGCACUUCUUAGGUUUUUUUCCAACAGAAAGUACCUAAUUUACAGGUUCUGGAAAUCUGAUAAUUAGCUCAUUAAUGGCCAUCACACCCCUGUUUUUGCACUGUUUUUCUUUUAUGUUUCAUAUUUGCAGCAGAAUAACUAGCUUUAGUGUAUUAUGCACAACUUUAAUACUUAGAACAUCAGAAAUAAGGUAGUCCAUUGAUGGGAUUCUUAUCAUUUGGAAGUGAAACUGAAGACUAAAAUGUGAUGUGAAAACUUAUUUUGAAGAUAUAUUGGUUACAGCAGUUUCCCCCAACCUGGUGCCCUGAGGUGUUUUGGACUAAAACUCCUGUCUUCCCUGACCAUUGGCAGGCUGGCCGAGACUGGGAGUUUGAGGCCAACAGUAUCUGAAGGACACCAGGUGAGGGAAGGCUGGUUUAAACUGCGAUCUCCUCUAAACUGUGGGGUGAGAGCAUGGGGUGAGAGCAUUCGCAGAGCCUAACCCCUGAAAGCAGUGUUCGAAAUUCAUCAGGCACCAGGCGCAUUCUGUAUGUAGCUUGUCACUAAGUGAAGAUGCCUGGGUGCCAGGAUGGCACCUGAUGUCUCCACCAUCUGGAGGUGCAUGCCUAGGAAUCCUUGGAUCUUGCCUGUUUUCCCAAACCAGCAACAGUAAUUCUAUCUGUAAUAUUUUAUCUACACAAUCAGAACAAAUUUCAGGAACCAAAAAUGCAUAUUGAAAAAUACAACUUUCGAGCCAUCUGGCCCCCAAUGGCAACUAGGCAUUCAAUUUUGGUGGCCAUAACCCUGUUUUAAGGAGUCAUUUGGUGCCUAGCUUGCAUAUCUGAGUUUCUAACACUGCCUGCAAAUGUCCAGUUUAUUAUUCUCAGGCCUCAGGAAUUGAAACUGAUUCCACAGAUCUGCAGGACCUGCCUCAACUGUGGUGUCCAGUUUGAUACAGAUGUCUGCAGCUUUGUUCUCGGUGCUUUUAUAAAUGCAUCCCAGUGCACUUCUGAGUGAUUAGCUGUUUCUCCCCCCUCAGAUUGGGUUUAACCAGCCUGUUCAGCGAGAGCUGUUCUGAGGAUGCAAUAGAGGCAGAUAAAUAGACUUUCCACUCUGCCAACAGCACCACAUGGUAGCUAUGGUUAUAUGCUUUCACAUAUUCUCUGCUGUAUUCACCCAAGACUUGUGCCACCUGUGCUCUAACCAUCCAGCCCAUUUCAUCGCCUGGAAUUCCUCAGAAGAUCAAUAAGCUUUCUGGGUUUCCUGCAGCCGGAGAGGGUACUGGGGAGUGAUCAUGUCUCUCACAAAUGCAUUCAGUGUUGUUGUGUCUGCAUUUCUCCAUCUCCAUCUACGGUCUUGUUGAUCAGUUGUCUUGUUAUGGUCCCUGGGGCUUUGCUAUAAAACCAUAUUGAGCUGCUGCUUCCUCAUGCUCGUUAGAAAGCAGAUAAUUGCUAAUUCUAGUUUUGAAACUUAAACCAGCACGUAACAAGACAGGGUAAAGGUAAAGGGACCCCUGACCGUUAAGUCAAGUCGCGGACGACUCUGGGGUUGCGGCGCUCAUCUCGCUUUAUUGGCUGAGGGAGCCGUUUACCUUCCCGCCGGAGCAGUACCUAUUUAUCUACUUGCACUUUGACGUGCUUUAGAACUGCUAGCUUGGCAGGAGCAGGGACUGAGCAACGGGAGCUCACCUCGUUGCAGGGAUUUGAACCGCCGACCUUCUGAUUGGCAAGCCCUAGGCUCUGUGGUUUAGACUACAGCGCCACCCGUUUCCCCAACAAGACAGGGUACUUUUAUUAAAAAGAAGAGUAGAAUUGGCUCAAGGUCCAAGCCAUGCACAUGGCUAAACCUUCUCUUAUGAACAAGAUACUGAAUGCUCGUAGACAAAUCAGUAGGUUGACAUAUAUAAAGUGGAGUUUUUCCCACCAGAAUUAAAGGGCAGAAGACCUAAAUUCAAUUAUAUAAUCUUACUCUUACAUAUUUUACUAAAAAUAACCAAUAGGUUUGUGCUUGUUACCGGGACUUUUUCUGAUUGAAUGGAAUUUUGUCUGCUUUAUAAAACUUUAUUUUCAUGUUUCUGAGUGUAUGCCAGGCUGGGCAGCCAGGAGUGUUAUCCUGCUCAAAAGACAAACAAAUUUGCUUUGCCGAUAUUCAAGCAUUUAGAGUUUAAGAAAAUUGCCGUUGAGAGCUGGAGUGACAAUGAUUGUGUAAAGAAUCUAUCUUAGAAUGUUACAGGUAUAAUAUUCCUGAUCUUGCCUUGUUGAGGAAGAUAAUGGUGACCCCAUGUGUGAUAUAUUAGAAGAGAAUGUGUUGAACAAAACUACAGCAAAAUAGAAGCAAUAUCUCUCUCAGGUUUUGUUAUGACCUUGCAGGUGUGUGUUUCCAGAAAACAAGAUAGUCAGUGUUGUUGUUUGUAGACAAUACGGGGAAUAGAUCCAUAAUGUGGAGCUUUUUUAGUUAGCUGGGACUUUUGUUGUCCUGUGUAGCAAGUUAUUCUCUUGGCUUUGCUCACCCUGUCCCAUAGCAAGUACAUUAGGUCCUGAAGGAAAUGUCUAUUGUUUGCUGAACACUUGAUCUCUUCUAAGAAUAUUUUGGGCUGUUCUUGAACUUUUGUUUUGUUCUUCAGAUAAUAGAGCUAUUUUUCUAGAACUGCUUCCUUUUCGUGCUAUAAAUGCAAACAUGUUUUCACACAGAUAUCAAGCAAGAGACAUCAAAGUUUAAAAUUAGUUGGCAGUGUGUCCAUUGAUGGAGCAAGCGAGCGUAAAUGAUUUUGUUGACCGCCUCAUUUAUUAAGCAGGCAGUAUUUUUUUCACAGCACAUUUUAUAGAUAAAUGGAAUACACACAAGACAUAUAUGCACAACAAUUUCUGCCCUCUUCUUUUGAAGGGAAAGGUUUGCAUUCAGUGAAGCUUUUGUACACCUGGAGCGACAAAUAUGUAUUGGAGUUGCUGGAAUCAAAGCGUUUGAGCUAAAACCCUCUUCCUUUUGGUUUGUAAUUCAGAAUUCAGUAAAUGUACUAAGUUACAGAACAGUAGCUUGUUGAUGCUGAGGAAUUCUUUGUCUGCUACAAAAUGUCCACUCAAUCUUUGCCACAGCAGUCUUUUCUUUUGACACUUUCGUACACCGGAUGUACAAGAAGUGUCAAAAUUAUGUUUCCUGCCCCAUUCCUGCUUUAGACCCUGAGUAGAUAUUAGCCUUACCCUAUUAUUAAAAGACGCCUGCUUCUUGGGAGAAAAGCAAUGACAAACCUAGACAGCAUCUUAAAAAGUAGAGACAUCACCUUGCCAAUAAAGGCCCGUAUAGUUAAAGCUAUGGUUUCCCCAGUAGUGAUGUAUGGAAGUGAGAGCUGGACCAUAAAAAAGGCUGAUCACUGAAGAAUUUAUGCUUUUGAAUUAUGGUGCUGGAGGAAACUCUUGAGAGUCCCAUGGACUGCAAGAAGAUCAAACCGAUCCAUUCUUAAAGAAAUCAGCCCUGAGUGCUCAGUGGAAGGGAAGGACAGAACCUGAAGCUGAGGCUCCAAUACUGUGGCCACUGCCUCCCACAGUUUGCUCAAACUCAUGUUAGUAGCUUCAAGAACACUGACCAGCCAUCUCGUCCUCUGUCGUCCCCUUCUUCUUGUGCCUUCAAUCUUUCUCAACACCAGGGUCUUUUCCAGGGAGUCUUCUCUUCUCAUGAGGUGGCCAAAUAUAGUUACUAUUAAUUCUGGGUUUGUUAAUGCUGACAUUUUGGGACACACGUGUCCAAAUGCUGUUCAGUUGGAAAAGAGGCUUUCUGUGUCUCCAACAUUUUUAGAAUAACGUUAGCUUGACAGUUCUGCAGAGAUCUUUGUGGAACCUGGGUCUCUUUUUCAUGAGGGACUUUAAAAUUCCUGCCAAGCUUUUCCCUUAUGUAAAGACUAACAAUGGAACACAUUCUCUUCUCCUAGAAACAGCAGUGACUAGCAGCACCCUAUGAAUUCAAACUUUGCUGCUCUUUUUCUCUCCCUUUUCUGUAGUAAAAUGCUAUGAAUAAUUUAGGCAGAUGUUAAUGAUUGUCUUUUCAGUGUGCUAUAAAUUAAUACUGUAAUUGACACUUUUCUGCCUUAGUAAAUGGAAAGAUCUUCCUGCCUUUGAUUGCUCUCUAUGUAUUCUUGCAAAUAAAUUGUUUUGCUGAAAUAGAGAAGAAUUGGCUUAAGCUUGUAGGCUGCAUGGAUUCUGCAUUUUUCAAAAGCUGCAAGAUAGACUACAAAAGUUCAUUGUAACCUGUGGUGGUGCUACGAUGGUCUCCUGCUGACACCAUCAGUACCAUUAUACAAUGCUGACCCACACAGAGACUUUUGAAGGCAGCACCAUAAUUGUAGAACAAUUUGAUGUUUUACAGCCUUCCCUAGAUGUUCAUCAGUGCCCUUUAUAAAAGUCUCCUGGAAGUGAUAUAAGAGUUGGAAUUAUGACCAAAAAAUAGUAUUCAAAGGGGUAUUUUGAGGCAGUCAUCAUUGUUUUUCAAAACGAACUUAUGCAUUUAUGUUAAUUGCAUGAAAUUUUCUUUCGAUUGUAAAUCAGUACAGGAGCACCCUCUGGAUUUGUCACAUGGACACCUCUGUUUAUAUGUAUAUUCUUUCAAAGGCAUUUAAUUACACUUCCUUAGAAUUAUUCUUAAAUUUUAAUUUAGUCUAAGUUAUCUAUAAAUGAUGACUUUCUGAUCCUAAUAGCUUCCUAAUGUUGUUUUGCCAAAUGAAUGAUUGGGGGAGGGUGGAUUUGAGUAGCAGUGGGUGGUGGGGCUAGAACAAAAAGUGGGUAGGGCUACCCUUUGUCACCCUCACAUACAAUCUUUCUUCUCAUCCUAGUGCAUGGGUAGGCAAACUAAGGCCCAGGGUCCGGAUCCGGCCCAAUCACCUUCUAAAUCCGGCCCACGGACAGUCUGGGAAUCGGCAUGUUUUUACACGAGUAGAAUGUGUCCUUUUAUUUAGAAUGCAUCUCCGGGUUAUUUGUGGGGCCUGCCUGGUGUUUUCACAUGAGUAGAAUGUGUGCUUUUAUUUAAAAUGCAUAUCUGGGUUGUUUGUGGGGCAUAGGAAUUCAUUAAUUUAUUUAUUUUUCAAAAUAUAGUCCGGUCUGACACGCAGCGUAAAUUAAUAAUGCAGAGUUUUAAAGAAUAAAAGCUUUACUGAAUUAAAAUAAACUUCUUCAUAAACAACAUGGUUCCAAACAGUUUGACUGAGAUUACAUACUGACUGUUCACAACUGAAACAGACUGACUCUGACUGACAUCUUACAGAGAGUACAAAAGAGAAACUGGCUACUAAGUCACAUGUCAGAGUGACUCAACAGUUAGCAGUUAGGCCUGAAUAACUUUAGUAGGCCCAAAUGAUUGUACAGUCCCAGCCUGCUUUGCUGCUUCUGCUCUCAUGUGUCUUUGUCACAUGACACGGUCCCCCACAAGGUCUGAGGGACAGUUGAAAAAGUUUGCUGACCCCUGCCCUAGUGGGUUACCUUGGAAGGAAGAAAUUGCUGUCUGAGGUUUGAAUUGUAUGCUUGAAUAGGGCUUUCCCUCUUUCUCUUUGCAUUGCUCCAUUCGUUUUAGUAUUCACCCUCCAUCUCCCCUUGCAGACUCCCCCACCUCCCUAAAUUAAGCUGAGGGCCACAGGUUCCCCACCCUUCUUUAUCUCAGUGAAACCUGAUAGUCAGUGUAUGUUGUUUGUAUUAAAUGGAUGUAAAUGUUGAUAGCCAUUCAGUCCCUUAUGUACAUAUUUACUUAUGCUGGAGUCCAGAGGGAGAUAGGCGGCCAAAUGUCCUUACACCCAGUGGGCUAUAGGAGCUUCUGGAGCAGCUUCCAAUAAAUAUAAGAGGCUAGCUACAGCAGUUCAUUUAAUCAAGUAAAAACAAACCACCCAAGGCUGUAAUCCUACCAUACCUGUGACUAAGCUCCAUUUAACUCAUUGGGAUGUACAGUUAUCUUGUCCAUGUCUACUCAGAAGUAUGCCUUUAGUAUGUGUUGGUCAGGUCUAGCCAACAUGGUGCUUUCCAGAUGUUGUUGAACUUCAGCUCUCAGCAGCCCCAGGCAGCAUGACCAAUAAGCAGAGAUGAUGACAGUUGUAGUCCCACAUCAUCUGGAGCACAUCACAUUGACUACCCUUAAUGUUGGCCAUUGAUGCUCUUGGGAACUUAUCUGUUGUUUACACAUUCUUUUUGAAAGUGAGUUGUGUUGAAAGUGGGAUCUUAAAGAAUUUUAUUGGUUUUGAUUGAUUUGCAUCCAACCCUUUCCCCAUGGGUUUUAGAGUAGCAUCUUAGCCUCACGGAGAGCCUGCAAAGUAGAUGUAGACUGAGGAAUGAUGUUAUCUCAAAGCCAGCUGUUAAGAUUCUAAGUUAAAUUGGCUAUUUGAACAUGGGAUAUUACACCCACUUCUAACAUAGUGCGAAAGUGUUUUUUGUAAGUAAAACUGUUUCCAUUUGGGGAAUGUUUUGUAGUGGCGUUAUUUCAUUGCCUGGCUUUAAAAACAAACAAGAAACUGUUAUUUUCUUCUAGAUCAUCUUGCACGGUAAAUAUGAUACAUGCUUCAAAUAAAUAUUCUCCCAGCUUUAACAAUCUAUUGCCUAGGUAAAGGAAGUCUCAUAGCACCUCCCAGGUUUUGCAAACCUUCAAUAAGAAUAAAUAUCCUGUGCCAGACAAGGUGCCAUUAAGGAUUUACAAGGGAAAAUAAUUGAACUUAUUUAUCAAAUUCUGGUUUCAGACAGCAGGCAAUUAGCAGUGUUCUUUCCAUUUAGGAACAUCAUUAUUUGCAAUAGUAUGAAUAGUUUUAGUAGUGGAUGCAUAUAUUUUCAUCUUUUUUUGUUGUUCUCCACUACAGAAUUGAUUAUUGGAACUCAUUUGCAUUAGGAUUCUUUUUUUUAAAACCCUUCAACUUUGACAUUUCUGUGAUUUUCAAGUACGUAGCUGCUAUUUUGUCUCAUAGAAAUAAAGGAAGACUAAAAAAAGUAAAGCAAACACUUAAGACUUGCACAUAUGUAGAAAUCUAUAUCCCUACUCUCCUCUUGUUGCUGAUAAAUGGAUGGAUUCGGGUUAAUUUAUUCAAAGAGACUGCCGACAUAAAACUCAGGUAGGGGUAAUACAACAUUAAUCUUCACAACAGCCCUAUUGAGUAUUAUUCGGUGAGUCUAUCUGAGUGCAGGGUCCUCAAUAAAAGUCCAACAUCCCAUAUACUGGACCACCGCUCUGAUUCAUAGUUAAGAAGCAUAGAAAUAUAUGUGUCUAAAAUUUCACCAUUUGACAUGAAGGGUUUCUACCAUCCAAUAGGCUAGAUGCAAUAUGUUAGUAAAACAAUUUAUCUCUUUUUCUGGCUGACCAAGUAGCAAUAAUCUCCAGCCAAGUAGGUGUGCCUAUACUGUUGCUGGGGUUAAGUUAUAACACUGUGUUUGCAUAAGGCUGCAGAAUGAGGAUUGGUAGCUCAGUUGAUAAAGAGCAUGGUGCUGAUUAAUGCCAAGGUUGCAAGUACAGGACAGCUGCAUAUUCCUGCAUUCCAGGCAUUGGACUACAUGAUUCUUAAGGUCCCUUCCAACUUUACAAUUCUAUGAUUCUCUGAAAUCCAGCGGGUUCCCUUCUAGUUUAAAAACACACAGCUGAGCUAUGGGUACUCAUCUCCAUUUUAAGACUUUGCACUCUCUGCGUGGCUUUAGGCAAGAUAGGGUUGUAUUCAAGUAAGUGGUCUUUCUCCGGGUGUGAGGCUGAGAAAGGGGGGAAGCCUCCCAAGUGGGAGCUAGGAGGAGGAAACUGUAUGUAGAUGGAAGAUUAAGAUUAAAUGAUGAUAGAGACCUAUGUACAUAAAUAUGUAACUUUGUGUUUUAUUAGAAUCAGUACUAUUAUGGUGGUUGUUACUAUUUCGUCCCCCCCCUUCUGUUUUCUUUCCUUUUUUAUAUAUUGAUCUCUAUUAUUUAUUUCUAGAUUAGUUAGUUUCUUAUUGUAUAGUGUGUUGGAAAACCUUAACUAAAAUUGAUCAUAAAGGAACAAAUAAAUAAAAAGUGGCACAUUCUGAUCCUGUAGGUAACAGAUAGCCAUCGUUAUCAUUGAUAUGAAUUUCUCCAGUCCUCUUUAGAGGCCUCCAGGGUAGUGGCCAUCACCACAUCUUGUGUUGUCUAAUUUCAUAGUUUUUUGCGCAAUGCGAAGAAGUCCAUUUUGUCUGUUCUGAAUCUCCCACUUUUUGACAUAAUUGUAUGGCCCCAGGUUCAGUAUAUUGAGGGAGGGGUGGAAAGAGAAGCUUCGUCUAGACUCUACACCCUUGCAAGGUUUUUAUGAAUGUUGAUCAUGUUCCUCUGUAAUUUCCCUUUUGCUGAACUACAAAGUGUUGAAACUGUGGACUUUUCUUGUAGAGAGGAUGCAUCCGUAAAGUUAGUACCUAGUAUUUUUCAAAAUCCCCUUACAUGGUUGCUAACCACAUGAUUUAACAUAUUGUCUAACUUCAGCAUAGGUUCAGGGAAGACAAUAUUCAUCCAAAGCAUGCAGGAGGAGAGGCUUAACCCCUUCCCUACCAUGCUUCUAAUGAAAACCAACCCUUCAUGUGACAGUAUGCAUUCCAGCUCAGCUUCUUUGAAUGCGUUUUUGAUUAAUCCACAAAGGUACAAUUCAGUAUAGUGUUAAAAUAUAGAAGUGGAAUGCAUGCCCCAACCCCCCUGAACCUAUUCUGGGUUUCCCCCCCAGCCCCCCAGAGCAGAUUUUUUUUGGGGGGGGGGAGACUGGGGAAGUCCCAUUGCACGAGCGAACCUCAUUCUACUCAUACAACAACUUAGUUGGAUCCACCCACAGUGUUCUGGAGAGAUUUGAAUCCAUUGGCUUUGCCUUUUAACUUUUUUAUUAGCCCUGUCAUUUUAGAGAAAUUUCCUUUUAUGAAAUCAAAUGUGACAGUGUUGAACUUUUCUGCCAAUCUCUGAAAAUGAAGCCCAGGUUCAUUGUUUUUUAAAAAAACAAACUUCUUUUAUACCCCUUUAUAAGGUAAAAGUAAGGUAACCCCUGACCAUUAGGUCCAGUCGUGACCGACUCUGGGGUUCCAGCGCUCAUCUCGCUUUAUUGGCUGAGGGAGCCGGCGUACAGCUUCCAGGUCAUGUGGCCAGCAUGACUAAGCCGCUUCUGGCGAACCAGAGCAGCGCACGGAAACGCCAUUUACCUUCCCGCUGGAGCGGUACCUAUUUAUCUACUUGCACUUUUUGGUGUGCUUUUGAACUGCUAGGUUGGCAGGAGCAGGGACCGAGCAACGGGAGCUCACCCCGUCGUAGGGAUUCGAACCGCCAAUCCUCUGAUUGACAAGUCCUAGGCUCUGUGGUUUAACCCACAGCGCCACCCACGUCCCGCACCCUUUGUAUUCACUUUUAAAUAGGCCACUCACUUGCUAAAUUGACAGUUGUCACUUCCCAUAGUUUAGGCAACAGUCCUUUUAAAAAACAAAAAACAAAAAACCCAAACAUUUGAGCUAGAAUCCUACUUCUGGAAUAUUUCAUGAAUAAUUCUUUCAGGUACAAUUAUAUUUCCAUGUGAAGUACUUUGUUUUAAGCAAGGAAAUGUUGACCCUGUUUGAACCAGAUUAAUUUCCCUGUGCGGUAACACCACACCUAUAUUCCCAACUGUUGAUAUUGCAGGUGAGAUACCUGUUGCAAGGACCCCCAGGCUGAUAGAUACGCGAGGUGAAGCUGUUCGCACAGACCAACGCUGUGACUCAUAAUGUUUAUAUUAAUUUUUUCUCUGAUUACUGCUUUGAAUUUCGACAUAAUUGUAUGCCAGAGAAAUGUCAGGUUACUCUCCCCCCCAUUUGCUGGCUUUUAUGGCUUGAUAUUUGGGUGAGUUUUUUUAUAUUUAGUACAGUAUAGCAAUCAAAUAAUUAUUCAGUUCAUAUACAGAUACAAAUACAUUAAAUUACUUGUGCUACAUCCUGAUGGUUGCAGGGAAAUGGCAAAUAUUUUUAAAGUAGGUUUUUAUCACAGCAAAAGGAAACUUGCAGUCCUUGGGUAAGGAAAGGGAAUUGCUUUCUAUUUUGAAUUAUUUCUUAUGCAGAGGAUAGCAGGUUAAUGUGAGCUUACUGGUCUUGUCUUAGAAAGUGAGAUGAUGCUUGAUUAGACGGAAACAAUGUACUAACUGUAACAGUGACGGAAAGUUCACCUUGUACUGUACUGACACUCAGAAGAGAGAGGAAUGCUAAGAAAGGCAAAGCUAGAACAAAAUACUUGCAGACAACACAGGGAACACAGUACAGGUGAGAAAAAAAGAAAUAAUAAAGAAAUUGCCUGAGAGAAAGUGCUCACUAGCGUCUCCUCAUCAUCCUGGGGGGAAGGUGACAGGUGGGGUACUGCAGGAUUCUACCCUGGGCUCGCUGUUGUUCAACAUAUUUAUAAACAACUUGGAUGAACGUAUUGAGGAAAUGCUAAUCAAACUUGCAGAUGACCAGUGGAUUCAAGUUACAAGAAAGGAGAUUCCGACUAAACAGGAAGAACUUUGACAGUUGAACAGACUCCUAUGAGAGGUGGUGGUCUCUCCUUCACUGAAGGUUUUUAAGCAGAGGUUGGAUGGCCACCUGUCAGAUUCCUGCAUUUCAGGGGGUUGGACUAGAUGACCCUUGGGACCCCGUCCAACUGUACUAUUCUAUAAUUAUUUGACAGCUGCAAGAAUGGAAGUGUAAACAGAUGUAUACAGAGGUCCCUCCAACAUUUGGGGGGGCAUUGCGUGUGCAUGAUGUCACGCGCCACCCCCCAACCUGGCCAGGCCGACUUGGCCCGCCACCCACCCACUGCCAGCUGCCUUACCUUCAUGAAACGGAUGCACCGGGGUGAAGAUGCUUUGCCAUGCUGCGUACAGUGGUACCUCGGGUUACAGACACUUCAGGUUACAGACUCCACUAACCCAGAAAUAGUACCUCGGGUUAAGAACUUUGCUUCAGGAUGAGAACACGGCGGUGAGGCAGCAGUGGGAGUGGUACCUCAGGUUAAGAACAGUUUCAGGUUAAGAACAGACCUCCAGAACGAAUUAAGUUCUUAACCCGAGGUACCACUGUACAUGAUGGGAAUGGCCAACACUCCUAUUAGGACUGUAGAGAUCAACAUAAGGGAGGAAGACUGGCUUUCUUUGUAUAGGGCCUUAAACUGGGAAGGAGCAGUAGGAAAUGGUAUUACUACUGAUUUUGGAAUAAGGAUGGUGUUACUAUCAGCUAAUUGGAGAUCUUCAGCCAUCUCUAAUUCACAACAAAUAGGCAGAAUGCUGUUGCAUGGUCUAUACAGAUUUUUGUGUUUUAAGUUCCUUAAUUUAUUAGCUGGAAAAGGGAAUGGUAUAUAACACAUGACCCAAGAUACCCUGGAGAAUGCGCCAAACUAAUGAGGGUUAGUAUGAAAGAUUACUGAAAUUACAUAAUGGACUUGGCCUAGAUAGAGAAUCUUCACAAUCAGUACCAAAGCUUGGGUCACAGAUUUUAGGAUUUGGGUAGAUUGAACAUUGAAAUGGGUUAGAUUUAACUCUUUAACAUUUAACUUCAUAAUUUCCUUGGGUUGGCUAGGUUUAUGAUAUAAGAGCUCUCGGUCAAGAAGAUAGAUUAGGCUUCAAGUCCUAACCCCACUUAUCUGUUGAAUUCAGUAGGAUUUUGUUCUAAGUAGACAUGAUUAGAAUUGCAUUGUUAAUGUGACUCAAGAUGGAAAAGGCGAGUGCUUAAUGCCUGCACUACUCAUAGGACACGUGGUAUUAGAUGCCACUGCUCCAAAAUAUGGAAGCUAGUAGUGUGUUCCCAGAGGAACACAUGUGUAGUUGCAGUCUUUUAUUUAAAUCCAUGAAAUGCGGACUUUUCCCAUUAUAUUUCCCAAUAAUUCAUAUUGUAUCUUUCUGUGGAACAUGGUGUGGAUUUGUAAUGGUGGCAAGGACAGCAGUUUCUCUAUGUACCGCUGAAUCAAAUGACUGUUGGGGGCCCCAUGCUGUUGAGAUAAUACCAUUGGCUUACUAUUUGUUUCCUGUUAAUUGGGCUUGUCACAUUAGCAUAAAGUACUGAUUGCUUUGGAUGCUAGGAGGAUAGGUAUGCACAUUAAAAUGGUUCUCCUGUGACUCAGGCAGGGAUAUAACAAUCCUUCAUGCUGCACAGAAAGGUCAACAUUUCCUUUCUUGCCUGAGUCAGCCACCAGAUCGGAAAAAUGUGGAAAAUCCUUCCUGAUCCCUAACAUAGCAAUCAAUUAUGCUCUGAGACCAAAAAUAACAUUACCCAUAAUAUCAGUAUCCGUUGCCGUUUCCUAGUGCACAUACUGCGCAGCUUUUGAUGACGGAGGGAACUAGUUCAUUUUAGAAGUUAUCAACAUACUUUCCAAGUCAUUAUUCACAGUAAGAAAUAACAGUAAAAUUAUGGCUAUAAAACACACUGACGAUGCUUCAUUUGAGGGCAAAAUCCAAAGUUACACUGGAUUUCAUCUGUGUCGUAGGCAUCAUAAGUAAAAUUUCUAAGUUAUUCCUAGUUAAAGAGUAACUAAAUCUGGUACUUAAGCGCAAUGGCGUAGUCAGGAUUUAAUGGGGGGGGGCAGGCUUUAUGUUUUGGUGGGCAGAACCGAGUUAUCUGUGAUGCAAUUGGCCAGUUAAGCAUUUUUAUUUAUUUACUUGAAUGGGGGGCAGCUACCCCCUCUUCCCUAUGCCCAUGCUUUCAGCAUCAGAAAAACCUGGCAAAGAAAACUGCUGGCCAUAAAGAAAAAUAAUACUUUAGCCUGUUAAUGUAUGUAAUUAAUAUGGUUGGUUACAGUGCACAAGCCAUGGGAGAAAUAAUAGUUUGAGAAUAUUUGAGCAAUAUCAUGCCUGAAUCUAGGACCCCUUCAGGAGGUUUUUUGUUUGUUUGUUUUUUUACAAAGAUAAGCUGCCUGCAGGGAAGAAUGCACACACCUUUGAGUGUUAUUUCACGUGUAUAGUUUGGGAAGCCAAGCUGCAGCAAAAGUAUUGUGUGCAUGGGAUAGUUAAUGAUGAUAACCCCCUUUUGUGUAUCCAGUGUUCAAGAAUGAGAAACUAAGCAAUGGGGAAUGCAUUCACUCUGAAAGCUAUAAUUAUCUGAAAUAUUAAAAAAGAACUAUAGGCUUACUCAUUCUCUCUCUCUCUCUUUCUAGAAAGCGACGUUUGAAGCUAAGAAGAAGAUUAAUCUCAGAUGGAAAAUUGCAUUAUGAUGGUAAAUUCCCACUAUUCUGUUGAGUUUGUUCAAUUUAGAAAAUAGAAUGCACUUAUCUGAAACUAUGUCAAUGGUUAUUCUGGGGCAGUCUGUGUAAUGAGUGGUUUGUUAAGGUGCUUUUCACCUAUGUGGUUAAUGGUUUUUUUAAAAAAUUUGCAUAGCCUUUGGGAAAAAAGUGAUUAAAAAUUACACAUUUGUUUGCUGCAUUUAUACCUUCCUUUGAAGACGCUCAAGGUAGCAUCAGUAGUAUUCUCUGCCCCCCCAUCUUGUUAGGCAGAUUAGGCUGAAAAAUAGUGACUGGCCCAAGACCCCCUAGUGAGUUGCCUGGCUGAAGGGGGAUUUGUGGUUUUGUCAGCCCCUCUAUUAUGCUUAUUCACAACUUGUUUUUCAUUUAUUUUUUUUGCUUGGUAUUGUUAAGUUGCUUAGCUAUUAUUAUGCAAGUGUACGUUUUCUACCCCUGUAAAGCUUUUCACUGAUCAGUCAGUUAAUUAAAUUAAAUUAAAAAUAUUUUGAUUACUAAAAAGCUGCCCGUGAAUUAAUUGGGCAACACAUAAAUAUGCAAAUAGUUUUAAAAGACUAAGAAACAACAACUGCAGACAAUCCCUUUGUGGUUAUAGUUGGAGCACAUAAAAGCGUAAUUUCAGAAGACCAAAAAACUGACAACAUGUAUAACAACUGAGCAAAAUGGGAAUUUUGGAUCUUAAUGAAAGCCCAUUGCUGAAAGAGGUUUCAUUAAGAAUGAGCACCCUGCUCUCUCCAGUGUUGUUGCCCACAUGAUGUAACAGAUUAUAUAGCUGCUCUUUCAUAUACUAAGUCAAAUUUAGGUGUAUUAACUUUAAAGGAGUCAAAGUGUGGAUGUUUCAGUGUGACCCCCACCUCUUAUUUUAAUGUUCCUACCCUCUAGAUCAGAGUAAUCAAUGUGAUGCCUUUCUGGCCUCGGUGGCCUACAAUUCCCAUCAUCCCUAUGCAUUGCUGGGACCGCUGGCAGAGGAAUGGGGGGGCGGGGGGAGAGCAUCGCCCCUGGCACCAUGGGAGAGGGGGGUUCCAUCAUGGCCACCCCCGAACGCGCCGCGCACCCCCUGCCAUGCCAGGCAGUGCGCCACGCUCCUGGGACUUAUACCAUGCCCCCGCAGGUGAUGUGUCACGCCCCCGGGACGUGCACCAGCCACGCCACCGCCUGCUCUCCGCCCCAGCUGCCGGAGCAUGCAGCUUCGCCACUGGCUGGGACUGGUGGGUGUUGAUUUCCAACAGCACCAGGAGAUCGCCAUGCUUGUAACUUUGCUUAUUAACGUUUUGAAUCAAUCACUUUACACAAAUAAAAUGUCAUUUGUUCCGCUAGGAGGUUCGUGUGUUUUUCUAUGUGCUCCCCACGCAGACUUGCACUGUACACAGAUUGGAUUUGGAAGGGCCAAGACUCCCAUGUGUUCCCAUCCCAUGCUGCGAGGCAGAGCUAUUCAUGCAGUCCCCCCACCCUUUACUUAAAUGCUGAUUUUCUUACAACACGUUUUAAUUAAGGGUUUGAGAAAUAAGUAAUUUGCGUUUCGCUUGGAGGAAUAUUCCUGUUCUGAAUAUUUUAACACAUCUAAGAAAAAUACUCGAGGCAAUAUUGGGAGGGAAAAAAGUAGGGUAAGAGAAGAGGAAAUAGUUUUAGACCAGAUGCAGCAGAAACCACCUUGCUUGGUUUCCCCCCGGUUUGUAAUGGUGCAUUUGGGAUUGUAUUGCAGUUUGUCUGCCACAGGGUUUCUUCAGUAGUUCAUUCUAUGAUGACUGUGAGAGCACUGUAGGAUGUUCAUGCAAAAAAAAUAAAAACACUUUCUUGCCUAGCCUUAUGAGAAUAAAUAUAAGGAUAUUAUUUUUUUGAGAUCUGCUUUUAAAAAUACUAUAAUAAAACAUCAAGUACAGCUUCCAAGAUCAGCUGUCAGAUAAUAGUACAAGUAGAAGAGAAUUACACAUCUAUGGACCCUACAAAAUGUAUAGCCGAAAAUUAAUAGAAAAACCGAAUAAAAAAUAACACCUCACCCACCCCAAAUUCAGUUGGUGUACUUAAUUCAGAAAUGAUGAAUGUUGAUCCUGCUAGCUCCAGCCAGAGGUUUAGAGCAGGUUAGAAAAAGAGUUUGUCACUGAUAUGGAAUAAUUUGUCCUAGUUAUUCUCCUGUGUCUGUAGAAUAAAGACAAUGUAUCCUUAGGUACAUAAUAAAAAAGAUUAUGAUGAAUAAGUGAUGCAUUCUGGUUCUGAUAAAUAGACAAGUCUCCUUGUGCAGUCAGGGAUAUAAUACUUGCUGCGAAAGAAAAAUAUUGAGUGUUAACAUAAAUGUAACAAUGGUUCUUUUUUUAGUGUAGGAAUAUGCUAGUUGGGUGCAAUGAACCAAAUAUUUGAAAAACUGUCACUUCUUCAUAGAGCCGAGCAUACCAUAUGAAAUUAUUUGAAGGAUUAGACCUCCAUGUACCUAGGUUUGUAAGACAGCCUAUGUCAGAAAGGGUAACUGCAGUGUACAUUAAUUUCUGCUUGUACCAGACAGCACUCCACAAUGGGUAGUGUCUUUUCUCAUUCAGUAGGAGCUUACUUCUUCCCAAGAUCUAUUGGUUGAUGAAGAUUUCCAUUCCUUCUUGAGUCCAGCCACCACUGGAUCAGAGAGGAAGCGGGUAGCCGUAACAUGACUGAUGCUCGCUAGGAGGCUAGGAUAGCAGCCUUAGCCUCCCCAGCCCUUAUCUGUUGCAGCCUGCCAGUGGAAACAGAAAGUUUGGCUAGCUAGACCUGCCAGUAAAGAGCAUGAAUUUUGCCACAACCGUAGCUGGCUUCCAGUGGGAAAGCCUCUGUUGGUGGUGGGUUAGUGCCGGCAGGCCGGCGCUAAUGGGAUGGUCUGGAAGGAUGAAACACCGAAAGGGUUUUCCCUUUUUUGUGGCAUAAUGAGAGUGAGGGCACUCUUCCUGGGCGAUUGGUUGUAGAUGGGCUUGCUUCUAGGUGAGAGGUUGUGGCAGCUGAGGCAUGGGGUGGGAGGGAUAUGGGUUAACUUGGUUUCUGGGAGAAAGUUAUGCAGGGGAGCUGUAUCUGUAGUGAGAGCAUGAAUGCAGCUUACAAACUCAUACCCAGUGCGGCUGGCAGGUAUUUUGUGCUGUUGCUGUCGUACAUUGUUUUGAUUUACUGUAUGUGUUGUAUUUUUACUGCAUAUUUAUUCUGUAUUAAUAUAUUCACUGUUUGGGGGGUCGUUGGGUCAAAAAGCAGCAUAGAAAUAAACCAUAACAUAACCUAUUUUAGCAACUAUUAAUCAGGCCUUGCUACCUGAAGGAUUGGAGCUUUCCCUCCAUGUUUUUGAUUUUUUCUUUUGCCAUGCUUACUGAGGAAUUGAUCAUUCUCUAAGAGAAAGGGAGGUUUGCCUCCCACACUCCUGCCUGUGCAGUUUCUAUUACGAUAGGUUCCUGACCCCACCCUCUCAUACCACCCUCCUAUUUUAAAUGGUGCAUUGUGCCUUUUUGGGACUCUUUGCAAAUUUCACCAUUGUAGAAUUCCACUAGUGAGUUAAACAGUGGUGAAGUCGGUAUGAUGGUAAUUGUUCAUACUCGGCAUACAGUUUUACCUCGGAAGUCGAACGGAAUCCAUUCCGGGAGUCCUCCGACUUCCAAAACGUUCAGAAACCAAGGCACGGCUUCCGAUUGGCUACAGGAAACUCCUUCAGCCAAUUGGAAGUCGUGGAAGCCCCGUCGGAUGUUUGGGUUCCAAAGAACGUUAGCAAACUGGAACACACACUUCCGGGUUUGCGGCAUUUGGGAGCCAAAACGUUCAACUUGCAAGGUGUUCAGGAUCCAAGGUACAACUGUAUUAUUGCUUGCUGCUAUUCUCUUGAUAGUAUCGCAUAUAAUUUCCCAGUGAACAUUGCAGUCUCGUUCAGAGUAACAUCCAGUUCUUGACUUGUUAUAUAUUACAGUUCAUAAAGUGCCCUUUCAGGUUCUUUUGAAAUCCUGGCAGUUCAAGAGUUGCAAAGAGGACAUGACAGCAGUAAGUUGCAAAGACAGUGUAAUCACAAAGUAAAUAAAAACUCCAUUGCAUGCUGUUUCGAACCUAAUAAAUGGGCCAAUGUAAUGAAACCUGUUUCUGGACAUGUGCUGUAUUAAAAGUGUAGCAAUACUGACAGAGGGUAGAAUUUAUUCUGUUGAAAGCAGAGUAAUUUUAACUGGACAGGGUUUAGUAUUUGUGAUGUAGAUGCAUUUUCACUAUGAGUUUUCCACUGAACUGGUAAUAGUGUUGCAAUUUGGUUACUUAAGCCUUUGAAAAAAUAAUUGGAUUUCUCCCGUCAAACCACAUCAUGUAAACUAGCCUAUGCUAUCUAUCUCAUUCCUGGUAAGCACAGACUUACUGGAUUAUUGAACUGCUUGGAAUAGCAAGUCAUUCCAGGAAAGUCAUGCUAAACAAAAUGAGCUCUUCUUUCCACAAAAAAAGAGCCCAAGCUCUUGUUGCUCCUGGAAAGUUGAUAAGUACUACUGGUUUAUUAACAAAUUUAUCUUGCACAUCAGUACUUCAGAGCAAUGCCUCAGAUUAUAGGACUUCUAGUGACACCUAUGAUAAACAGCUCUGAGUACAUCAGGUUCUUUCUCUUUCACAGCUGGCAGUGAGAAAGUCCAGCAUGUGCUCUGGAUUGUGGCCAGUGUUUAGAAAUUUGGACUCUUUCAUAAGCUCACAUCUUCUCUCACCUUUCCAUUGGUGAAGAUGGAACUGGUUAUUGACCUUUAUGAUUUGGUGUUAGCAACAGUAGUGAAAUUAUGGAAAUUGACUUUGGGUCUGAUCCAGUGGAAGUUAAUCACAAUGAAGUUCUUUUGAAACCCAUCAGCCAAGUUAAUUUCAGAUCAAAGGCCUCUAGUCUAUCUCAGUAAUAAUUCAAAGUGCUUGCAGUAAGCAAUGAAGUUCUAAAUGGCUUGGGACCUGGGUUUCCGAGGGACGCCUUCAAGCUCGUGAACCUCAUGUUUGGCUUUGGGCAUACUGAGCCUGAGCAAUACCCAAUCCUGAUCCUCAUUAGUAAUUUUUAUUUAUAAAAACACUCUGGAUUACACUUGCUUAGUACAUACCAUGUUCUGACUCAGUUUUGUAAUAUUUUUUGGGGGUAUUCUGCUCAACAUAGUGAAAAAGAGGGCAAACUGUGUCUUGAUGCCUAUUAUUGUUUUUCAGCUCCCUGGCAAGGAAGUUAUCAGAUGCUCAGAUUCUGAGUCUUCCUUGGGACGUGGUGGACUUUCCUUCCAUGGAGGUUUUUAAGCCACCUGUCAUGGAUGUUUCAGUCGAGAUUCCUGCAUGGCAGGGGGCUGGACUAGAUGACCAUUGGGUCCCACAGGCAACACUGAAUUUGAUUUAGUUCUUCACUUCAGCAUUGUCUAAAGCUUGUAAGAUCUGCGGCUCACACCAAUUGUUUUGAUCCUAUGCUGUUAACAUUUAUUUACUUUUGAUUCCUAUUGUUUGGAGUACUCCUGGAGCUGAAAAAUGUUCUGAGAACCCAAAGAACUAGCAGUGUGUUCUGCAAUACAACAAAGUUGGCAAACCACUGCCCCGUAACUCGUGAUAUAUAUAUGUUUGCUUUCUUUAACUGCCACUAUCCAUAGUGUGAUCAUCUCUUCACCCUUGUUGAAAACCACAUUUUUCAGUUCCAGGAGUACUCAAAUCAACAAAGCUCUCAAUUCCUGGUGUAGCUACAGGUCUACCAAUUGCUAAUAGGAGAGGAACAGCCUUCAAUUUGUCAUCCCUUCUGGAAGAAGUAGAUAUUGUGAAUUUUAUUAAUUUGAUACUCUUUUUCACAGUUUUGCUAAGCUGUCUGUGAGCAUGCUGUUAGAAGGGCAGGAUGUACUUUUAAUAAAUAAAUAAUGUGGCUAAGCCUGCAGUUAAGUUGUUGGUUAACAGAAAGAUUUGAUGGCACCUGGACUACCAAGUUUCAAGGAAAUCACUGGAGAUUGCUGGCAAAGUUCUCCCAGGUCAAGUACUUUGAGAAUAACUUUGAUGGCUCCUAAAAAAGCCUACCUGAAGGUGGAGGUGAGCCUUACAAGUUCUCUGAUUCAUUUCAGUCUCAGAUUAAAUUCCCUGCCCACCUUUCUCUCUCCCCCUCCCCACCCUGGAGAUAUAUAGGGAAGGAAGAUCUAUCCCCUUCCUCCAUUUCCAGCACACUGGCACAAAUGCCCUUGAUAUUUAUGGACUAUGACACCCAAAGUACCUUUCUCCUUAGUAUACAGUAUAGCAAAACACUAGAGUGAUGAAGAGGUGCUCCCGUUUCUACACACCAGUAACCAGUUGGAAGGUGGGGUGUUUGGAGGGGCCAGCAGGAAAGUUGUUUUAGAAGAUGCAAGAUCUGUUGUGCAUGGAGGAACACAUUUUCUAAGCCUUGAGUUGUCUUGGAAAAUGAUCACAACUCUUUCUGGAGGUUUUUUCAUGUGUUUUUUAAGAACUUGGAUAAUUGCCAAGGACAGCAGAGGAAAACACAUCUAUCUCUUGGGAUUUAUUGUACUUGAUUAACAUGCAUCUUAACAAACCUUUCUCAAAAUGAGCAUAUUUAAUAUCUUCUGUGGAGACCUGCUCAGUGUUUUUGAUGCAACUUUAGAAGGUGUAUUUGUAAAAGCACACUGCUUCAUCAUAAGGUUUUGGGUAAGGCAAUAAAGGUGGCAUUUGUCUGCCACUAUGGCAACGGAUACUGACAUGGAAAUGACUGACUUGAAAGUAUUAUGUUAUGAUUCAUUUCGGGGAAGAACUGAAACUGUUGCUGUUGAAUAUUGCAAAUUAUUCAUGGCUGUACAAUGCAACUGUUUUUGUUUUGGAGCUGUUGCCACAGCAAAGCAUUUGGGGAAACACCCUUUUGGCUUAAGAAGGCUGAGGCAGGCUGCAUGUAGGAAAGUGACUGCAAUACAGCCCCGUGUGCAUUUUUUUUUUGGUCAGACCCUUCCAAGAACACCAUCAGCUGUGUGUUUAUUUAAAGUUUCUAGUCCUUACUGUUAAAGAUGGCAGAAAUGCUGAAAAGAGUGAAGAGGUGUUUUUUGUUUUUUUUUAAAGAGAGACCCAACUGUGGUUACUGUGCAUGUAAUCAGUCAAACACUUUUCAGAGUUUUUACAAUUCUAGAUCAGACUAUUGUAAAGUACGCACAUGCAUCCCCCACCCACUAAAACUUGGCAUUUGUCCUUUGUUAAACAAUAUAUAAAAUAAUACGCAGGUUAGCUGCAGUCCUGCAGGUUUUACACACACACACACACACACACACACACACACAAUUUAAUGUUUGGACUGAGUGCUCCUAUACCUCACCCCUUCUAGUUUGUAUUAAGCCGCCAUUCCCUAUUGUAUCCAAACCAGGGAACCCUGGCUUAAUGUCUGUAUGUCUAUCUUGGCUUAUUUUCCUGGUUUGUUAACAGCAUGAGGAUGGGGAGUAUAAGAAAAACUCUAUGCAUAUAACAUACAUGGUAUACCCUCUGCAGUUAUUGGUAGCCUAUCAUGCAAGAAGAUCACUGAUCUGAUCUUGUUCCAAACCACUGAAGACAGCUGAAUUCGAAAGGCCCCACAUUCUCUUAGGUGACUUGCAGAAAUCCUUAUUCUGCAUCUUUAGAAACCAAUAAAAGUAACAACCCGAUUCAUAGUGUGCAAUUGUUGAGAAAUGUGCUGCUGAGAAUAGGCAUCUCAAAAUCAGAAUGGGUAACCAUUUUUUAUUAUAUAUAGCCAGCUGAUUCAAGGAUCUUUAUCCCAGAGAGGUGGGAUAAAGCAGAGAGAACAGUGACUUGCCCUAGACAUUCCAUAAAUAUUGCAGCUGAGUAAAGCUCUUUAACCUGGGUUUUCCCACACCGAAAUCUAGCACUCUGACCACCACUCCACACUUGUGUAGCAAUGUGUGCGCCUGUUCCUGCUGUUUUUAGUUUGAAACAGCAUCUGUUUCUGUUCCUGGAAGCUGGUCAAAUUCUUCCAGCAUAGCUACAUUCUUCUCAAAAUGUAUAAGGUUGGUCUUGUUGCAUUCUGGAGCCCUGUAUCUCAGUGGAUCAAAGAAUGUACUUGUUUGGCUUGCAAACAGGGACAGGACAAUCAAGCAAGGAAUUUUCACCUCAGACCUUGUGCUGGCUGCCUACAAGUGCUUUGUCUGGCUCUUGCUAGAUAUAUGCGUGUGCAGAUAUAUGUUAAUGAGAUGUUGUAGUUUCAGUAAAGUACAGUGGUACCUCAGGUUAAGAACUUAAUUCGUUCUGGAGGUCCGUUCUUAGCCUGAAAUUGUUCUUAACCUGAGGUACCACUUUAGUUAAUGGGGCCUCCUGCUGCCGCUGCACGAUUUCUGUUCUCAUCCUGAAGCAAAGUUCUUAACCCGAGGUACUAUUUCUGGGUUAGUGGCGUCUGUAACCUGAAGCGUCUGUAACCCGAGGUACCACUGUAUUUUGUUUUCUGAUGAGUUAAAUGAAUUUUCUUUAUCUGCACUGCAAUUACAGUUGUAUUUUACCUAUGUUAAGUAGCUGGAAUUGUUUGUGAACAUUGACUUUCAAGUGUCUCUAUGUGAUGAAGCUUGAUCUUCAUUCACUCGCUGAAAAGUGAUUGGGGUAGUUGAAAUUUGGCACAGAUACUGUUUUAACUCCCCUUUGCCUCCUAUCAUCACAGCAACUGGCACAGAGGCACAGGAAUGCUGCGAUGUGAGUUCCAAAUAAGUAUUGGAUUGGGGAAGAGGACAUUUGUAGUGCUGCCCAGGAAUAAAAAUGAGACCAAAAAAUAUACAUUGGACUUUUAUCCAGUCCUCAAGAUUGUGUGCAGGUGGGGUAUAUGAGGAGAAUUCCAGCAGCAACCAAACACAUGUUUGCAAAAAUAAAUUUGUAUUUCCUGGUAUUAUAGAAUGUAUGUAAGAAAAAUAUAUAUGAAACAAUGUCAUUGAGUGAGAAAUUAGUGAAAAAGUUCUUCUUGCUUGGUAGGAGACAAAUGA
Molecule: messenger RNA, 35964 nt
Organism: Podarcis lilfordi (Lilford's wall lizard)
Lineage: Eukaryota; Metazoa; Chordata; Lepidosauria; Squamata; Lacertidae
Source: the annotation of a GenBank genome assembly